Messenger RNA from Nomia melanderi (Alkali bee), 3405 nucleotides. RefSeq names its product glycine dehydrogenase (decarboxylating), mitochondrial. The record is from RefSeq and is a predicted model, not a curated record. Gene Ontology annotation, cellular component: mitochondrion; glycine cleavage complex. Gene Ontology annotation, biological process: glycine decarboxylation via glycine cleavage system. Gene Ontology annotation, molecular function: glycine binding; pyridoxal phosphate binding; glycine dehydrogenase (decarboxylating) activity. Lineage: Eukaryota; Metazoa; Arthropoda; Insecta; Hymenoptera; Halictidae.
UCUUGAUCUCUUAGAUAGAUUACUCAUUAUACGAACACUUCCAUAUUCUAGAGCAGAAAUCGAACAAAUAGUUAAGUUAAGAGCUACAACGGAGGGACUACAAAUUGAAGAUGAAGCUUUGACUACCCUUGGUGAACUAGUUUUCAGAAAUCGAAAUGGUUAUAGUAUUCGGCUAUACUAUUGGAACUAUAUUUUUGUAAAUUGAGUAGUCACCUAGGAGGCAUAAUGCUGCAUAUGUUGGAAAUUGCAAAGUGUUCAAGAUUGUUAAGUGAACAUAGAGUGAUUCAACACCUACGUGGAUUAGCAUUAAAUAAUGCGAGGACAGGAAAUAUCAAUGUACUUUGCCCUAGAGAAGAUGAAUUUGCACUUAGACACAUUGGCCCGCGAGAAGAAGAACAAUUAGACAUGCUGAGAACCAUUGGUUUCAAGAGUUUAGAGGAAUUAACGAAAGCAGCAAUUCCAGCAAAAAUUCUAUAUAACGAAGAAUUAAAAAUUGAACAAUCGAUUACUGAAUAUGAAUUAUUGAAAAGAAUCACGAAGAUUUCUGAAAAGAAUGAAGUAUGGCGUUCGUAUAUCGGGAUGGGUUAUCACAAUUGUUGCGUUCCCCACACCAUUAUGAGAAAUAUAUUCGAGAAUCCAGGAUGGACAACGCAGUAUACUCCAUACCAACCAGAAAUUUCUCAAGGAAGACUCGAGGGUUUGCUAAAUUACCAAACAAUGGUAUGCGAUUUAACUGGCAUGGAAGUAGCAAAUGCAUCGCUUCUGGAUGAAGGCACGGCAGCAGCAGAAGCUUUGGCUCUUGCUCAUAGGAACAACAAAAGGAAGAAAUUAUUCGUUUCUGAUAAUGUUCAUCCUCAAACGAUUAGCGUAAUUGCUACACGUGCUACUUCCUUGGGUCUCACUUUAGAAAUCGGGGAUGUAUUUCAAAUUGACACCAGUAAAAACGAUAUUGCCGGAAUCCUUGUACAAUAUCCGGACACAACUGGAUCUAUUCACGCAUUUGAGGAUAUUGCAAAAAGGGCGCAUGCUGAUGGGACUCUUGUCUGCGUUGCUACCGAUUUAUUAGCAUUGGCUAUUCUUCAACCUCCAAGUGCAUUCGGAGCUGAUAUAUGCGUCGGUACGAGCCAACGAUUUGGUGUGCCAUUAGGAUACGGGGGUCCUCAUGCAGGAUUCUUUGCAUGUCGAGAAAAAUUGGUGCGUUUGAUGCCUGGUAGAAUGAUCGGUGUGACGAAAGAUUCAACAGGCCGUGAUGCAUAUCGUUUAGCCCUUCAAACACGUGAACAACACAUUAGGAGGGAUAAAGCCACUAGCAACAUUUGCACUGCACAAGCAUUAUUGGCGAACAUGUCUGCUAUGUAUGCGGUGUACCAUGGACCUGAAGGUAUCAAGAACAUAGCAAACCGAGUACACAGUUUAACCGUGACUCUUGCUAAAGGUUUGGAGAAAGCAGGCAAUAAAAUAGAAAACGAAUACUUUUUUGAUACUAUAAAAAUAUCACCCAAGUUAGCCAUGAGUGUUUUAAAAUCUAAUGCGACUUCGCAUAAGAUGAACUUUAGAUAUUACCAAGACGGAAUCGGGAUAUCCCUGGAUGAAACUACGACCGUACAAGAUAUAAACGAUAUCUAUAAGGUAUUUGGUGCAGAAACAACGGUCGAAAAUGUGUGCCAGGAUGAGUUUUGUGUGGACGGAAAGUUGAAUAAUUCGCAUUUCGCUCGCACCACACCGUACCUGCAACAUCCUGUGUUCAGCAGUCAUCGUUCUGAGACAAGAAUAGUUCGUUAUAUGAAAUCGUUAGAAAACAAAGAUGUGUCUCUUGUGCAUAGCAUGAUACCAUUGGGUUCCUGUACAAUGAAACUGAACUCCACUACGGAAAUGAUGCCCUGUAGUUUACCAGGAUUCACGAGCAUUCAUCCUUUUGUACCUAUCGAACAAGCCAGAGGAUACCAACAGUUGUUCGCUGAACUGGAACAUGAUCUAUGCGCUAUAACUGGUUAUGACAAUAUCAGCUUUCAACCGAACAGCGGAGCUCAAGGAGAAUACGCUGGCCUAAGGGCCAUACAGUGUUAUCACGAGUCUAAAGAACAGAAACAUCGACAAGUCUGUUUAAUUCCUAUUUCCGCUCAUGGCACGAAUCCCGCUUCUGCCCAAAUGGCUGGUAUGCGAGUGAAACCUAUCUUGGUGCAGAAAGAUGGUUCCGUGGAUAUUGCACAUUUAAAAGAAAUGAUCGAUAAACACCGAGAAACAUUAUCUUGUUUGAUGAUAACGUAUCCGUCUACGAACGGUGUUUUCGAAGAGACGAUUGGUGACAUUUGCUCUAUGGUUCAUCAAGCCGGAGGUCAGGUAUAUCUGGACGGAGCUAACAUGAACGCUCAAGUAGGGCUGUGUCGUCCGGGUGAUUAUGGCAGUGACGUUUCGCAUCUAAAUUUGCACAAAACUUUUUGUAUUCCUCAUGGAGGUGGUGGACCUGGAAUGGGACCUAUUGGAGUUAAACGGCACCUUUCGCCAUUUCUUCCGACUCAUCCUGUAAUCAAUUGUACGGGUAAUGGUAGCAAUGAAAAGCGACCUGGUACAGUGUCGGCUGCUCCCUUCGGAUCGUCAGCUAUUCUGCCAAUCUCCUGGGCAUACAUCAAAAUGAUGGGUCCUAAAGGAUUAAGGAAAGCCACGCAAGUUGCUAUUCUAAAUGCUAAUUACAUGAGCAAAAGGUUAGAGAAGUUUUACAACACUCUGUACAAAGGGAAAACGGAGUUGGUAGCUCACGAGUUUAUCUUAGAUGUGAGAGAUUUUAAAAAAACGGCGAAUAUUGAAGCCGUGGACAUCGCGAAAAGACUGAUGGAUUAUGGUUUUCAUGCACCUACAAUGAGCUGGCCUGUCGCAGGUACAUUGAUGAUUGAACCAACCGAAUCUGAGGACAAAGGAGAAUUGGAUCGAUUUUGUGACGCUCUUAUUUCCAUAAGGCAAGAGAUUAAUGACAUUGAAAAUGGAAAACUAGACAUUGCCAAUAAUCCAUUGAAAAUGGCACCGCACACUCAGGAGCAAGUGAUAUCGAGUACAUGGGAUCGGCCUUAUUCACGGGAAGUAGCAGCAUUUCCAGCUCCAUUUGUGAAAGGAAGUAAUAAAAUUUGGCCAAGUGUAGGAAGAAUAGACGAUAUAUAUGGCGACACAAAUCUGUUCUGCACUUGUCCUCCUGUUUCUUGAAAUAAAUAAACUAUUAUUUGUAAUUAAGUUUUAUCUUGUACAGUUAGUUCUAAGUAAAUUAUUUAAAUAUUUAUUGUUUUUAUAUUUCUAUACAAACAUACUAUUUAUACAUUAAGUAUAUUCAUGGUGUACCUGUUAUUCAAUGAUUAGCAAGAUUAAUAAAAAGGACUAGAUAAAAUUGCAUCUUUAUUUCGUAUAUAUUAUUAUACU